Molecule: messenger RNA, 1392 nt
Organism: Cladophialophora immunda
Lineage: Eukaryota; Fungi; Ascomycota; Eurotiomycetes; Chaetothyriales; Herpotrichiellaceae
Exons: 1
Coding region: 1-1392 (463 amino acids)
Molecular function (GO): catalytic activity
Source: RefSeq, a predicted model, not a curated record
AUGUCGAAGGCGUUGGAAUGCCAAAUGCCCGAAAUCCUUUCUUCAGCAUCCCUUCGCUCAAUAUACAGUCAUAACGCAAGGCGCAACAAGAAUUUGCAACCUCGCAUCCACCAAAGGCUACUAUCAUCCACUGCUGGAUCCAGGAAUAAUGCCUUGCCGCUGAGUGGGCUUCGUGUCCUUGACCUCUCGCGCGUUCUUGCAGGACCGUACUGCACACAGAUCCUGGCCGACUACGGAGCGACGGUCCUCAAGAUAGAACAACCCGGAACUGGCGACGAAACUCGGCAAUGGCGAGUCUCUGGUGAAGAUCUGAUGUGGAAGGACCAAUACCCACAGAUGAGCCUCUACUUUGCGGCCGUCAAUCGGAACAAGCGGUCUAUGACUCUGGACUUGAAAUCUCCUCAGGGGUUGGAGAUCAUCCAAAAACUGGUUCGGAACAGCGAUAUUCUAGUCCAAAACUUCGUGCCUGGGAAAGCCGAGUCCAUGGGGCUAGGAUACGAUGUUCUGAGCGCAGAAAAUCGGCGAUUGAUCUAUGCGAGCAUUUCUGGGUACGGCACAAGUGGACCCAGUCGCUCCCGCGCCGGCUACGAUGCCAUAGCUCUUGCUGAAGCCGGUAUUCUGCAUGUCACUGGAGAAGCUGAUAGCGCCCCUGUCAAGCCUGGCGUUGCGAUGGCGGAUAUGUGUACAGGACUGUAUGCACAUGGAGCGAUUUUGACUGCCCUUGCUCAGCGAGAAAGAACCGGUCGUGGAACGAAGAUUGAAUGCAGUCUGUUCGAGACUUCUUUGAGUAUGCUGAUCAACGUCGGGCUCACGGCCUUGAACUUGGACAAGACUAGUUCAGCCCGCAGAAGAGGUGAAAGGUAUGGUCUAGGUCACCCUAGUCUGGUACCCUAUGGAGGUUUUGUGACAAAAGAUAACAAGAGAAUUUUUAUCGCCGCCAAUAACAAUCGCCAGUGGCAACUAUUCUGCAGGGCGCUCAAGCUUGACGAGAUCGCAGGCGACAAACGCUUCUCGACGAAUGAUGGGCGAGUCCAGCAUCGAGAUGAGAUCAACCGCGUCGUCCAGGCAGAGUUUCAGAAAAGGACAAAAGAACAGAUGAUGCAGUUAUUGGAAGGCACAGGUUUGCCAUAUGGAGGUAUCAAUGAUGUGGUGGAAGCUUUGGAGCAUCCUCAGUCGCGUGCCAGAGGGAUGGUCACGACAAUAGAGAAUUUUGAAGCGGCGAGAGACGGAGUUUUGAGCCUUAUUGCACCCCCGGUCACGUUUAAGGACACCAAAUUCGCAGGGGUCAGGAUAAAGCCGCCUGUUCUGGGUGAACAUACCGCCCAGGUGCUCGAGGAACUCGAAUAUACCACUUCUCAAAUGGCAGAAUUUCGGAAGGCAGGGAUUGUCUGA